Messenger RNA from Phycomyces blakesleeanus NRRL 1555(-), 1275 nucleotides. RefSeq lists its product as hypothetical. The record is from RefSeq and is a predicted model, not a curated record. NCBI's taxonomy places the organism in Eukaryota, Fungi, Mucoromycota, Mucoromycetes, Mucorales, Phycomycetaceae. The transcript has 2 exons. The coding region runs from base 1 to 1275 and encodes 424 amino acids.
AUGAAGCGAUUCACUACAUCUUCCUCGGACUCACUCUAUAAAUCCAAAAACCUCCCUCCUGUCGAUGUCACCGUCGAAAGUCCUGUAUUCUACAUCGGCCCAGCCACCACCGAAAAUCCAAUGUCCCACGUUCGUCCAAAGCUUAUGGGCACUGUCCACUUUAACGAUCGUAAGAUAAAAUGGAACCGUGUCACUCUGACCCUGGUCGGCAAGGCUGGUCUCUCCAUUGAUGCCCCACCUUCUGCCCUGCCACGUGACCACGCCUUCAACUCCCACGACCUCCAGGAUGAGUCUGUCCUGACCCACCUCCAGACCACUGUCCCAGUCUGCGAAAUCGAAAAGGAACUCAUCUUCUCUGGCGAAGCAAAAAUCGAUUUUGGCCUCCAUUUGCCUGCAAACCUACCCCCGACUGUAAAGACCGAUCAUGCCUUUGUCGACUACAUGCUCGUCGCAAACUUCUCGGCCGGAACCUUCUUCAAAAAGUACCGAAUCCAACGACCGGUUCUGAUCUGCCGUCACUACUUACCCAGCUCAAGUGCAAUGAUCCCAAGUGUAGAGUAUCAUGGUGUUAGAGAAUGGUUCGAAUGGUCUGCAGACGUACCCAAGGCUGUGGCCAUUGAAUCCGGCGAAAUCGUCAUUGCUCUACGCUGGAGUGUCGAGAAGGAAUUGGUUGAAUUGGGUCGAGCAGAACUUAGUCUUGAAGAAGUUGAGACCUACAGAUUCUGUACAAAGAUGGGUGUUCAUAGCCUACCUCCAAUCGUAACAUCAUUCCCUUCUGCUCCUUACCAUCCUUCCGGUGUAACUACCAGCUCAGAAACCCAUUUUAUCCGCACACCGAUUCCCCUGCAAAAAUCUUCUACCGUCAAACGUCCUGUCCGAACCCACCAUUUUAGCCCUUUUAUCGAAAUUGCCCACAGAUGCAAACUUACCCUCCACUUUGACUCUCCUGCAAUCGAGCCCCUCGUACUACGAUUCCCAAUCAUUAUCACCGAUUAUCCUGCCUCCAAUAACAACUACAACGAAGACUUUACCUCAACAUCAUCAUCAUCUAAUAACAACUAUACAAAUUCCUCUUCCUUACCACCACCAUUAAUGUCAUACAGCGGUAUCAACACUGCAUCUUCCGCAUCUCUGUCCAACUCCUCCUCAGCACGCCCACAAUUCAAUACUGUCAUGACAAACGUCGGUGGAGACGAUGCAGCCUAUGUUGAUUUCGACUUGCCAGAAUAUACACCACGCUAUGAACAACGCCCAGACACUCUGCUUACCCACUAA